AUGAGAAAAACCCAUAAUGCAACUGGAACAAAAUGUAAUUAUUGUUCAUUUAUUUGUUAUCAUCGAAUUCAUUUAGAAACACAUGAACGAUCGCACAUCGAAAAAAAGUAUUUUUGUGAUGUAUGCAAUAAAGGAUAUAUUAACAAACGGAAAUUAAAACAUCAUCAAAUUUCACAUUCAAAUGAACGACCAUUUCAUUGUACCCAAUGCGAUUUAUCAUUUAAAGCACGAUUUAUUUUAACAAAACAUGUAAAAACCGUUCACGUGAGUCAAGCGUGUGAAGUAUGUCAAAUAUGUGGUAAAAAUGUACGUAAAACAUAUUUAGAACGACAUUUAAAAAUCCACGAAGAACGCUCCCCAUAUCCGUGUACAGAAUGUAACAAGAAAUUCAGUCUAGAAAAAUCACUUGAAAUACAUUUUAAACGAGUACAUCAAAACGAACAAUUAAAAUAUCAUUAUUUAUGUAAUAUUUGUGGUAGGGGAGUUGUUUCUAGAGCCGAGUUGAAACGACACUUGAAUGCGCAUAAAGGUGUAAAACCAUUUGAAUGUGAUAUAUGCGGUAAAAGUUAUGGACGUACAGGUGCUUUGAAUCAUCAUAAAAAAACUGUACAUUUAAAUCAAAGGCCGUGUGUAUGUCCAAUAUGUUCACAAGCGUUUCAUUCCAAGAAUAUUUUACAGAAUCAUAUGCGUAAGCAUACUGGCGAACGACCGUAUUCAUGUUUAGUUUGUGGGAAAUCGUUUGGAUUUCGAUGUGUGUUAAAAACGCAUAUGCGAGUUCAUGCCACUUAG
Molecule: messenger RNA, 789 nt
Organism: Chrysoperla carnea
Lineage: Eukaryota; Metazoa; Arthropoda; Insecta; Neuroptera; Chrysopidae
Product: oocyte zinc finger protein XlCOF19-like
Exons: 1
Coding region: 1-789 (262 amino acids)
Source: RefSeq, a predicted model, not a curated record